AUGUCUAACAGCCCCAGACAUCCUGCUUUUUACACCUCACGUCGACAGCUUUGGGCAACACUUCCCAGCCCAAAGUCAACGUGCACUAACAGAUGGCUGACAAGAACAGGUCUUGGAACUAACUGUACAAGUCUGUUUGAUGUGUGGCACGCACUGUUCACCACAGGGACAGUCCUGUGGCUCAUAGUUAAUGCAAUUUGGAGAUAUGGAGAGGUCAAAGCUCAAGCCUACCAUCCCCGUUUCGGUGGUGGUUGGAAUGAUAUCUUCACCCUGAACGUUCAACUUUCUGCAAUGAUUAUCGCCCUGAGCCUACUACCGGUGCUGGUUUAUGCCACGACCAGCCGCACUGGUCACUUGGCUAAUGAUUCGGUCAUCCUUGGUCGGGAUGUAAUGCAUUUGCACAAAUGUCUGUCCUCAUGUGAACCACUUCAGGGUGCGUGGAAGUCCUCCGUCUCUGGUUCUGCUGGCAAUUCUUUGGAUCAUCCUGCGGGACAGAAGUCCACGCGUGCUGGGUCUUUUGAAGAUGAAGAACUCAACAAACUGAUAUUGAAGAGGAGGAGAGGAACAUUUUACCGCAAACUGGCUGACAAGUUUCGCCCGUUUUCAUCGGUUCUCUACGUCGUGAUUGUAUAUAUCCUCCUAUUCCCGGUUUGUUUGAUAGAAACGGAGCAGUUGCGCCAUGAAGCUAUCCAUCCACGUUACGCAAUACGUUCCAAAUUGGAUGGUCUCUUGGGCAAUCCGACAUUGCUAACGCAGGUGGCAAGUGACGUGUUCGUGUUGAAUACCAAAAGUGAACCGGAAAAAUCAGCGGUAGACGUGAGCCCGCCAAAUGAACGGCCAUUUCCCGGUCAUCCUUAUCCGGUCGACCCAGCCGAUGUAUGCUUGGAAUAUGCCUUGCUAGCAAUCGGAUUUUGCGUGUUGACAGUCAGAUACGCAGGUCCUUUCUAUUUUGCCAGCCGUCCGUUUGCACUGCUGUUUUCCGCAUACACCGCAACUAGCGGCCUGUUUCUGCUAAUCGAUUCAGCAACUAUGGACGUGUUGUACAAACUUGCCGUUGUUGGGGUCCGUGAACCUGGAGGAGCUAUCCUACUUGAUCUUGGGGAAGUGGACAAAACAUUCUCUCCAUUCUACUGCUUGAUUCUGAGUGCAUCAGCUUGGCCUGUCAUUCUUAUUAAUCUGAUGGCAGUCUAUGCUUACGGUGAAUCCCAGUUUGACCGAGCCAUAUCAAAUUAUAGCCAGUUGUUGACCUCCGGUGAUCUGCCGGUUCCAUGUACGUAUCGCCCCGGGACCAUUAGCAAACCAAACUGCAAUGGAACGAUUGCUGUCGCCGACUGUUUGACGAAUAACGCGCAGGAUUUGACCAACAUAUCUUUUGGAACAGACAACCAUCUGAUUGACGUCCAAGGAGAAGGAAAUUCUCAUGAAACGAUCCAUGGACUCCCAAUAACUCUUGCAGUCACAACGAAACUCUGGCGCCCACCACCACCGCCAACAUCUGGACGAGCUUCUCGUAUGGCGAAACGAAUAAACACACCCAUUCCCGGACAGUACACCUCAAACGGAAGUGAAGCGUCUGGUACAAUCAAGCGCAAUCAUGCACAGCUCAAUGGAACCGGGAGUGCGGAUCUCACGGAAUCCGUACACACGCUAACAGAGCUCAGUGGCCCCGGUAAAACCACGUCCGCCAGACGAUCCUACUUUGCUCUGUUGUUAGUUGCAGCUUGCUGUUUCUCUUGGUUGCUUGUAAGCCGCAUCUGCCUGGCUGGACCAAUCCUCAGAUGUUAUUGGAAGACCGGCCUGUCAAUCACCCUGACAAAUAUUCUUAUGACGGCAUUCUAUCUGAUUUGCUGGCUCCUUGUGUGGUUUGGCCUCGGUGUAAAGAAUGCAUGGCGAUUUCGUCUGUUGCAUACAGUACAUCCAGGUCUCGAAAUAUCAAAUCGGUUUGAAACCAACAGAAAAGAUACUAGUGCGUUCUCUUACCCCCAAGAAGGAACUCUAUUACCGAUACCUACGGGGUACCCUACAAUUUGGCCAUAUGUUACCUACGCACCCUGGCUGACGAAUGGUAGCCACAACAACAUGACGGGAGGUUUACCAGUGUCAAAUCCCAAUGAAGAAAACACGCCGAUCGCCAAUGGUAACAUGAAUAUCAUUCCUGAGACAGGUAGUGGGGGUGACUCUCUCUACGGCUGCUUCGCUGAUGUCAAUCAUCCCACAGAGCCAGGAUCGAUGGUGGGCGGAGACCAGUUUCAUGGACAGAUGCCUGGGAUUGGCUUACGCGUUGGCCCACCAACACUCUCAGAUGAAUCAGAUGGCGUCCCAGCUCCCACUGAAAGGCCUAGAACAGAUUUAGGCUAUGUUCAAACCCUUGCAGCCUCUGAAAGUUUUCCCGUAGGGCUGACGAAAUCCAAAAGCUUUCAGCUUUCGUCCCAACGCUCCUUUAGUCCCAACCCGUUCAAUAUUCCUGGUGAUGUGAGCUCCCGUGAAACAUCACCCGUGGAAAUGAUGAAUAUGUAUACCAACGGUUCUAGAAUAAAAAGCCAGAGGAUUUCUGCGGCACAGAAUAUGCUCUUGAAAUCAAAUAAUAGACAUGCAGAUGGCUUGGAACCGACCUAUGCAACAUUAGCCUCGCUUUCGAGACCAGUUAGGCCGCCAUCGAUCAGUUCGCAGCUUCCUGACUCAAGGGAAAUCUCACCCCCUGUGCCACUGAAUCGUAACCUUUCGUGUCGUAGGAAUGGCUCCCGGGUUACAUUUAAAGAAAACGAGAGUGAUAACUACAGAAACCAGCCAGAUGCUGCAACCGGCAGUAGUGACAGUGGAGUGUAUACAAACGGUCAUGGAGGUGGACCACCAAUGAGUGAACGUCAACCACGAUGUGGGCGUCUCAAACCCGAGUCCUUGGCACCGUUUGCAAACCGUUCGAUUAUGGGGGCAAGGGGAAAUUCCGUCACCCCUACAGAACAUGGUUUUUACGGGGCAAAAGAUCACCGCAUGUUGGAGGUGGAAAUGCACGGCGAUGGGAACCAGUCUCCUUAUAUGGUCAACGGGCAGACUACACUAUCUUCAUCCAACGAUCAACUGUGCAGCCAAGUCUAA
Opisthorchis viverrini is the source of this 3096-nucleotide messenger RNA. RefSeq lists its product as hypothetical. The record is from RefSeq and is a predicted model, not a curated record. Lineage: Eukaryota; Metazoa; Platyhelminthes; Trematoda; Opisthorchiida; Opisthorchiidae. The transcript has 2 exons. The coding region runs from base 1 to 3096 and encodes 1031 amino acids.